AUGGCAUCCUGGGCAAUACUGAUACCCCUAUUCAUCACAGACCAAGGCGACAAACAGCUGGACUGGAGCACGCCCGAGGUCUCAGAGCACGAUGUGUCGCCGCCAUCGAGCCCGUCCUUUGCUCCGGUAGGACGUCCGACCAUCAAGAAGCGCUUCCGGAGUAAGAUUCCGGAUCCGCUGCGGCUGGAUGUCCCGCGGAACAGGACGAGCAGGCUGGGGUCGCUACAUCUUUCAUACUCGAAGGCUGUAGCAUCGAGAAUAGAUCGGGCCGACAACCUCAAGUUUAUCGAGCAGUUCAGAUACACCAUCGUCGCCUCACAACUAUUAGCUGGGCACUCGAUUACGGGGAACUACAACUACUUCAACCGAAAUAGGGAUGCGUCGGAUGUUCCGCAGAACGUGGUGGUUCCAACGUCAACGGGAAUAUUAAUAACGGCUACGGGCGCCCUGGUGGUAGCGUGUGUGAUUCGAUGGGUGUACAUGGGAGGAUAUGCCCAGUUGACAAAGGGGAAGAUUGCAUUCACGACGGUGGUGCUUGUUGGGUUCGGUCUGGUGGCGCACUUCUACAUCCGCCAGCAGUGGAUACGAUAUCUUAGGAAUCAGGCACUGGCCGAGGUGUCUGCAUUCGUGGCCAAGUCGCAAGACUUUGAUGGUGUCUCGAGCGCGGCGCUGUCCCUUAUCCAGGAGGUGGAGCUCGUCUCAAGGGGCUACAGGCUCCGGUUAGAGGACAGAAGCCAGACUCGCCGAUGUAGCAGACUACGGAAGACGCUAAAGGCCCGUUUGGCUGAGAUGAUCAAGACGUACAUCAAAGUGUCAUCAGUGAUCAAGGGAUUUUCAGAGCAGUUGGAUAUCGAAAAGUUCCACGAUGUCUAUGAUAUCAGCGAUUUUGAUAUCUCUGAUGCUAUGCAGGGUUUCUCGGAUCGCGAGUUUGACGAUCCAGAGUCUGUCAAGACACUGAAAAUUGCAGCUGCCAGGUUUCAUACCAUCAGGAAGAUUUUCCUGUGCUCGUUGCUCGCUUUGGAGGCUACCGGAGACAACACGGACUUUUUGCGGUGGUCAACGGCUGUCGAGAGCCUUCGUGCCCUGACCGAGGCGACGGACGAGGGUUUGUCCAAGGUCCGGCAAAUCCUCGACGAGGAAGAGAAGUCCAAAUUCCCAUUAUCACCAAACCGAGAGAGGCGACGAUCUCAGUUUCAAAAACUCAACUCUUUGUCCACGGGCAUCCGUGGACUUCAAGCCAAGCUCGCGUUGUUACGAGAGGAGUCUGAGAGAACACUCAACGAGGCCGAAGACGUGUCUGAGCUGGGUCUAAAUCUCAUGGCCCAGUAUGAGUCCAUUGGCCAGGACCUCAAGCUCCUGCAACAAGCUUGGGAGGAGGGCAAAGCAGCGCUGGCAUCGGGUAUCGACCGGAACGAGAAGCGACUCUCUUCCAUCAGCACCAUGCUAUCACCGGCAACAUCUCUGAGCGGCCUCACCACUGUCGAGGAAGGUGGGGCCUUGGAAGCGUUCAAGGCUCUUACCGGCGAAUCACCGAGCAGUUCGAGCUUCGGGAGCGCUAAGGGUGACGACGAAGCCGAAGUGUUCGAGGCUGUUUCUCUCCCACCAACACGGCCUCGAAGCAUGCUCACCAGAGAAGAGCGCAUCGUCAGGAUGAAGGAGGAACGGGAGAGACGAGAGUCCAUCAGGCAAGACGCCGAUGCCAGUCGAGGCAUGCUCAAGGAGCUUGAAAUGGUCAUCAACCUCCGGCCCAAACGAUCCACCAUGCCCGCCCCAGCGCGCGUAUCAUUAUGA
Molecule: messenger RNA, 1791 nt
Organism: Podospora anserina S mat+
Lineage: Eukaryota; Fungi; Ascomycota; Sordariomycetes; Sordariales; Podosporaceae
Exons: 4
Coding region: 1-1791 (596 amino acids)
Biological process (GO): cell-cell adhesion
Cellular component (GO): plasma membrane
Molecular function (GO): myosin binding
Source: RefSeq, a predicted model, not a curated record